GGGCGGCAAUUACGAAUGAGAGAGCCAUUUACGAAUGGGAGAGCGAAUUACGUGCCGUGGGAACUUAGUAUAAUAUAUACAUAUAUCUACACUACCGUCCGAAUAUUUGCAAUUGUUAAACUCGUACUCAGACAUACACAGGGAAGCGAAUGUGAAAUCAGGAGUACCCUCCAAGUGAAUAGCUUAAAAACAGGAACCUUAAUUAGAAAUUUCCAUUUGGAUAUUGGCACUGUUGUGGCUGUGUCCGGAAAGAAAAAGUAUUCUGAAUUCUUUUUCAACUUUUCAUCAUUUUUAAAUCCUGGUAUUAUUUACCAGUACGAUUUCAAGACACCAGAAGAACCAUUAAAGAUAUUGCGUGAAAUUAAGCUACGCUUGGAUGGAUAUAGUCAAUAUGACUACGAAGUAAAGCAAAUUUUCUAUGACAGUUACGACGGUACUAAAAUUCCUAUGUUUAUUAUACACAAGCGAACGCAAAUUAUUUCCCCUCGUCCAUGUCUACUCUACGGUUAUGGAGGCUUCAACAUAAGCUUACAGCCUUCGUUUUCUGCAACAGGAUUGAUGUUUAUUAACACUUUUGACGGUGUAUUGGCAUAUCCCAAUCUACGAGGAGGUGGUGAAUAUGGUGAGAAAUGGCACAACGCAGGGCGGCUAUUACAUAAGCAAAAUGUUUUUGAUGAUUUUCAAGCAUCCGCGGAGUUUUUAAUUAAUAACCGAUACACGACUAAAGAUCGUCUUGUAAUACAAGGAGGAUCAAAUGGAGGAUUAUUAGUAGGUGCUUGCAUCAAUCAACGACCGGAUCUAUUCGGUGUUGCGAUAGCACAAGUGGGGGUUAUGGAUAUGCUGCGUUUUCAUCAUUUCACUAUUGGUAAAGCUUGGUGUUCGGAUUAUGGCGACCCUAGCGAAAAGGAACAUUUCGAAAAUAUUUUUAAAUAUUCACCUUUGCACAAUGUGCAUACUCCAAAAACUAAGUCUGAAGAAUAUCCUUCAACUUUAAUUCUAACCGCUGAUCACGAUGACCGCGUAAGCCCCCUGCAUUCUUUAAAAUUCGCCGCCACUCUUCAGAGAGCUAUUGAAGACUCUGUUCAAGAAAAUCCCAUACUUUUACGCGUAUAUAGCAAAGCUGGCCAUGGUGCCGGUAAACCAACGACAAAAAGGAUCGAAGAAGCUGCUGACAUUCUUACUUUUAUACGCAAAACCGUAAACGUUGAUGUUAUUAAUUUAUAAUAUAUACAUAUUAUGCACAUUAUAACGUUAUUUUAACAUUUUUAUUAAAAUCUUUAGUUGAAUGCGAAUAGUAUACAUA
This is a messenger RNA of Rhagoletis zephyria (snowberry fruit fly), 1303 nucleotides long. RefSeq names its product prolyl endopeptidase-like. Gene Ontology annotation, molecular function: oligopeptidase activity; serine-type endopeptidase activity. NCBI's taxonomy places the organism in Eukaryota, Metazoa, Arthropoda, Insecta, Diptera, Tephritidae. The record is from RefSeq and is a predicted model, not a curated record. Gene Ontology annotation, biological process: proteolysis. Gene Ontology annotation, cellular component: cytosol.